AUGAGUAAUUCAAAAGAAAAUAUAUUAAGUACUACCGAUGUAAAAGAAAUUGACGAGUCUCAAGAAGAUGAUGAUAAUGUUGAUGAUGAUGAUGAUGAAGAUAGAUUAACCAUAUAUAUAAAUUAUUAUUGUCCAGAAGAAGAAGUAGAUGAUGAUGAUGAUCAUCAUCGUCCUCAUCAUUUGGAUGAUUAUUUAUAUCCGAGAUGGAGAAACGCACCAAGAUAUCCGGAAAAUUUUAUCGAAUCCAAAUCAUCCAUUUCAUCAAUGAAAGAUUCUGAUUAUGAAAGAUGGCUGAAAGAUUAUUACGAUGAAAAUGCAAAAUUAUGCGGUGUAAUUAAAUUAGAUAAAAACGUGGAUACAUCUGAUUUGAAUGGUAAAGAAAAGAAACCAUACGAUAUCAAACAUUCAAUAUUUCAAAGCAUACGAAAAAAUAAUUGGUCAGAUUCUACAAAAUAUUGGGGACCUAAAAAUAGUAGAAGGCAUUCACCUCUAUUUAAAAAUUUAAAUGAAUGUUAUUAUUUUCCAACUAUACAUCCAAAUUUAAAUUUAAGAAGUAGGUAUGGUAGAUAUCAUUCCCAGUUGUACACGGCAUCAGCCAUCCCUGAGGUAUCUCUUAAAUUAAAAUAUAAAAAUUUUGUAUUUAUUUAUAUAAUAUUUUCUUUAAAUUUAAAUGUUAUGAAUUUCAGAAAUCAAAUAUAUUUAGAAAAAGUAUGUUUUGAAAAUGCUUGUUUGAAAAAAAUGGAUGGAAUUGUUUUAUUAUGUGCCAUUAGCAGAAGUUGUGGUGAUUAUUUAAAAGAAUUACACAUAUGGAAAAUGUUUGAUUAUGGAGAAUGUCCAUUUUUACUAAAAGAACUACCAAUGAAUAGUAAUAAUAAUAAUAAUAAUAAACAAACAAACAUGAUUAUUACAAUUGUAAUAAGUUUGAUUUUGUUGUUCUUGUUGUUGUUGUUGUUAAUUUUAGGAAAAAAUUAUAAUAAAAAAUCAGAAGAAUUUUUUACAAAUAUACAUUUCAUGCAAGUCUUAUAUAAAUUUUCACGUUUAACACAUUUAUCUGUUAAUUAUUCAUAUUUGGCUAACGAAUAUGGAGAUGGAAUAUUAAGUUUGAAAUCAAUAAGAGGUGGUUGUUUGAAAGAAUUGAGAAUAUUAUGUUUGAAAGAAGAAAGACCAUUGCUAACAAAUCCGGGAUACGGUAUUGGUGGAUGGAAGAUAAAAAAUGACGUUUGGAAACGUAUCGUUGAUAUUUGUCCUGAUUUACGUGUUAAAUUUGUCUUUCUUAACAUGCCUCAAUAUGAAAACAUAAUUGUUUUCCUAUCGAAAGAUAUUCCUGUUUCAUCUGUUUACAUAUCAUCAGGUAUCGAUUUAAAAUUUAACGUUCCAUGGGAAAUCGAUGUAACAUUAUUAGAAUUAAAAAAUUGGUACUCGAAUACUUUGGAAUGUUUGAGCCUUCAUUUAUGGCAUCACAGAGAUCUUCUCGAUUAUAUAAUUAAAUGUAAAAUAUUACAAGAAUUUCCAAAUUUAUUAAAAUUCGAAUUUAUUGGAAUACUCGAAAAUAUAGAAACUCUUGAAAUAUUUUGUUCUAAUUUAACAAAUGGAAAUUACAAAGGAAUAUUAGGAGAAUUAUGGAUGACGUUAGAAAAAGGAUUAGGUUUUAAAUCAGAAUAUUCAGAAGAGGGUUGGUUAGAUGGUAUAGACAUUUUUAAAAAAAAAAAAAGGGAUGUUUUAUUACAACCCGUACUUUUCAUAUCGAAUAAAUCGGAUUAUUUUGCAAUACCCGUUACCGAUGAAUGGUUCGAAAUAUAUUUAAAAGAUGGUAAAAGUACAUCGUAUUCCGUAUCGUUUACUAAAAAUUGGUCAAACGAUCUUUGGUUAAGCACAAUAAUAAUUAGUUUAGUUUUAAUGAUUACACUUCACGCCAUGCUUAAAUUUUCAUAUAAAAUUAAAAAGGAUGAAAAAGGAUUUUUAAUAAACGAAACGAAUAAUAUAUUUAAAUUAUCAUUCGAGAAUAAGUUAAAAAAUGUGAAAAAUUGGAGAAAAUCAAAGGAAAUUAAUGUCGUUCGAAAAGAAGAAAAAUCAUCAUUAAGUCGUUGUUUAAUAACAAUUAUUGGGUCUUUUACGUCACAGGGUACAAGUUUCGAUAUUGAAAUGAUUUCCGUUAGAAUAUUAAUGAUUUUCAUACUUUUUUUCGGUUUGAUCAUGUCAAAUUCAUAUUCUGCACGUUUAAUUACUCAGCUUACGGUUGGUGAAAGAUUUUUACCUUUUCUCUCACUAGAAGAAAUUCCAGUAACCGGACAAAAAUAUUCUUUGUGUAUAAGAACUCAAACUUAUCCAUAUUUAAAAUUAAUGGGUUUAUUAUCGAAAAUGCCGUCGAGGGAUGAACCGAACGUUUGGACGAAGAUAAUAAAUAGAAAACCGUGUCCGACAAAUGAAAAAACGACAGAAUUGAAUAUUUGUGCGCCAUAUGUAGCAUUCAUGGAAACUCCACCGGUUAUGAAAAAACAUUUGAAAAAAAAUAAAAUCUGUAAAAUGACGACGAUACCGAAAAAAUAUUUUUACGCACAAAUUUUUCUACUAAUUAACGAAAACGUUAAUAAAUACGAUAAAAUGUUAUUUCACAAUAAGUUAAUAUUAUUAUUAUUAUUAUGUACACCCUUAAAUUUUACACAUUAA
Pediculus humanus corporis (human body louse) is the source of this 2667-nucleotide messenger RNA. RefSeq lists its product as uncharacterized. Gene Ontology annotation, cellular component: membrane. Lineage: Eukaryota; Metazoa; Arthropoda; Insecta; Psocodea; Pediculidae. The transcript has 11 exons. The record is from RefSeq and is a predicted model, not a curated record. Gene Ontology annotation, molecular function: ligand-gated monoatomic ion channel activity. The coding region runs from base 1 to 2667 and encodes 888 amino acids.